Emericellopsis atlantica is the source of this 1414-nucleotide messenger RNA. RefSeq names its product mPR-like GPCR protein. Bases 331 to 1272 code for a protein of 313 amino acids. Lineage: Eukaryota; Fungi; Ascomycota; Sordariomycetes; Hypocreales; Bionectriaceae. The record is from RefSeq and is a predicted model, not a curated record. Gene Ontology annotation, cellular component: membrane. The transcript has 2 exons. Gene Ontology annotation, molecular function: signaling receptor activity.
CCAACUUAGCGUCACUGAACAGGCACUCGAUGAGCGCCACCCGGAGAUGCUGAAAGUCCGUUUUUGCACGGCAAUCAAUUGUAUCUUCUUUCGUACCUAAUCUGAUCGACCAAAGUUGCAUUAAAGGUCUUGUUGCGACAUGUCACAGGCGCAAAGGUGCCGCUGAUGCCUCGGACCGGGCACGUCGACAUGUGCACGUACUGCCGGUCUCAACAAAUCGAUGAUCCACCACAACCUCUCAACAUCAUCAGCGACAUUUGAAAAGGCCACUGACCCCGUCUAUCACACCCGAAACAUGCCAUUAUAACCACCACAAACACAUUGCACACAAUGGGCGACCAGAGCACCCUUCGCCAACGCCAUGUUGACCCCUCAACGCCCGCCCCUCCAGCGCCUUCCACCAAGCCAACCAUCCAGAGCGCCCUCCUCAGCUGGGAUGCCAUCGACCACUGGCGCCGCGAUAAUCACUACAUCACCACUGGCUAUCGCAUAGACAAACCCUCUUACCACCAUACGUUCCUUUCCUUGACGCAUCUUCACAACGAGAGCGUCAACAUCUGGUCGCACCUGUUGGGCGCCGUCAUUGCGGUCUUGUCCUCGACGUACCUCUACACGCAGAUCAAGCCGCGCUACGAGAGUGCGAACCAGCAAGACGUUAUUGCUUUCGGCUGUUUCUUCACCGGCGCGUUUCUCUGCUUGGGCAUGAGCGCGACCUUUCACGCCCUACUCAGUCACAGCCAGGACCACGCGAAAUGGGGCAACAAGCUUGAUUACACGGGUAUCGUCUUAUUGAUUGUUGGCAGCUACGUCCCAGCACUGUACUAUGGCUUUUUCUGUGAGCCGUUACUCAUGAGGUUCUACCUGGGUCUGAUUUUCACCCUCGGAACUGGCUGCGCUCUUGUCUCCUGGGUGGACAGAUUCCGCACUUCGGCGUGGCGUCCUUACCGCGCUGCCAUGUUCAUCGCGCUUGGCCUCUCUGGCAUCAUUCCCGUGGCCCAUGGCGUCACCAUCUUCGGUUACUCUGGUCUCGAGGAUCGAAUGAGUAUCAGCCUCGUCAUCCUCCAUGGAGCGACGUACAUCUUCGGCGCUGUCCUCUACGCCUCUCGAUUUCCCGAAAGAAUUGGACCGGCCGGCCGCUUCGACAUCUGGGGCAGUUCGCAUCAGAUCUUCCACCUCUGUGUGCUGCUCGCAGCAGGUACGCACCUGUACGGCAUGGGCAAGGCGUUCGACUACCACCAUACCGGUCUUGGUUCGAUGUGUGUGCUCGACUGAUCACUUUUUGUCCAACCCCAAGUCGAGUAUCUGAACCAAUCCCGAGCCCACGGCCACGGCAGCCCAACAACCACAUCCUUCGUUUGGGUUCCACUCUAUCGCUGUGACGCGGGUCAAGGGCUCGUGGAUGACAACCUUGGAC